AUGGCUCGAAUAAACUCGAAAUCUCAUUCACAACUUGACCCCUUCAAGUUGUUCUAUAGGGGUCUUGAUCCAAGGUCUACUGCUGAUAUGUUCUCCGAUUCGAUCUGCAUAGGUGAAAAGCCAGUGCAUGGUGAAGAUUGCUUUGUACUAAAAUUUGAAGCAGAGCCCUCAUCUCUAAAAGCAAGAAGUAGUAGCAAUGUUGAAAUUAUGAGACAUACUGUUUGGGGCUAUUUUAGCCAAAGAACAGGACUAUUAGUCCAACUUGAAGAUUCACAUCUUCUAAGACUAAAAUCUCCAAAAGAUGAUGUCUUUUGGGAAACAACAAUGGAGUCAUUAAUCCAAGAAUAUCGAACAAUCGAUGGUGUUAACAUAGCACAUGCUGGCAAGACAUGUGUUUCCUUAUUCAGAUUCGGCGAAAACUCAGAAGGACAUACAAGGACUAGGAUGGAAGAAGUUUGGACAAUUGAAGAAGUUGAUUUUAACAUAAAGGGACUAUCUUUGGAUUGUUUUUUACCACCAAGUGACAUGAAAAAAGAUGAUGAUCAAGAAAUUAUUAGUGAUGAUGAUGAUAUAAACAAGAAUUCAAGGCUUGAAUCCAAGAAUAUUACUCAUCAUGUUAAUAAUCCUAGAUUUAUAACUGCUAUAAAAGGUGCAGCCAAAAUUGUUGCUAUUGAUCAAGAUUCAGAGGACUAG
Messenger RNA from Solanum tuberosum (potato), 693 nucleotides. RefSeq lists its product as uncharacterized. The record is from RefSeq and is a predicted model, not a curated record. The coding region runs from base 1 to 693 and encodes 230 amino acids. NCBI's taxonomy places the organism in Eukaryota, Viridiplantae, Streptophyta, Magnoliopsida, Solanales, Solanaceae. The transcript has 2 exons.